CGCCAAUCAGAGUCUCGCCAAGGCACCGCCCCCAGACCGUGUUUGCCCCGCCCCUUCAUCGUCACUUCCUCUCUAACCCUUGCGCAGUCGAUAAGGAAACCCGGACGCCCCCUCGGCCUUCCUUUUUUCAGGCAGCCGGGAAGAUGGCGGACAUUCAGACAGAACGUGCGUACCAAAAGCAACCGACCAUCUUUCAAAAUAAGAAGAGGGUCCUGCUUGGAGAAACUGGCAAAGAAAAGCUCCCUCGAUACUACAAGAACAUUGGUCUGGGCUUUAAGACUCCAAAGGAGGCCAUCGAGGGCACCUACAUUGACAAGAAAUGCCCUUUUACUGGUAACGUCUCCAUUCGAGGGCGGAUCCUGUCUGGCGUGGUGACCAAAAUGAAGAUGCAGAGGACCAUCGUCAUCCGCCGAGACUACCUUCACUACAUCCGAAAGUACAACCGCUUCGAGAAGCGCCACAAGAACAUGUCCGUGCACCUCUCUCCCUGCUUCAGGGACGUCCAGAUCGGUGACAUCGUCACGGUGGGCGAGUGCCGGCCCCUGAGCAAGACCGUGCGCUUCAACGUCCUCAAGGUCACCAAGGCUGCCGGCACCAAGAAGCAGUUCCAGAAGUUCUGAGACUGGACCUCUGCCCACUGCCCCAAACACAAUAAAGAUAUUUUCCCCGUCA
Molecule: messenger RNA, 672 nt
Organism: Dama dama (fallow deer)
Lineage: Eukaryota; Metazoa; Chordata; Mammalia; Artiodactyla; Cervidae
Gene: RPS11
Product: ribosomal protein S11
Exons: 5
Coding region: 144-620 (158 amino acids)
Biological process (GO): translation
Cellular component (GO): cytosolic small ribosomal subunit; ribosome
Molecular function (GO): structural constituent of ribosome
Source: RefSeq, a predicted model, not a curated record